Molecule: messenger RNA, 1709 nt
Organism: Gilbertella persicaria
Lineage: Eukaryota; Fungi; Mucoromycota; Mucoromycetes; Mucorales; Choanephoraceae
Exons: 6
Coding region: 168-1709 (513 amino acids)
Molecular function (GO): UDP-glycosyltransferase activity
Source: RefSeq, a predicted model, not a curated record
ACUAAAAAAGAAGAAGUAGAAGAAAGAAAACGGAUACAAAGACUAAAAUAAACCUAUUUAUCUUCAAGAUAACAAGGUUCAAAUUAAAUGUCAGUAGUUUUGCAAGAUGCUUAAAUUCGACAUACAUCUCUUGCUGAUUUUACUUUCUUUCUUUUUACUUUUUCAAUAUGAAGAAGAUUACCAUUGCAUCAGUUUUAUUGUUUUUUAAUUUGCUAAAUGCAGAGUCUAUUUCCCAGUUAAAGCCAACUUACUUUGACAAUGGCCUUAAGAAUAUUGCUUUCUUUUCAGUGUUUGGUGGAUCAUCGCACUCACUUUGGGUCUUGGAUAUCGGUAAUGAGUUAGGAAGAAGAGGACACAAUAUUACGUACCUGACUUCGGAAGAACAAGCAAGAUUUGGCAAAUCAUUUGAGUAUGUAAAAACCCUUACUAUCGGCCCUUCUUAUUAUAACAUGAAAGAGGUUGGCGACAGUUCUUUUAUUCGAAACUUUUCGACGAUUGAAUUCAUGGCUUAUGCAUCUGAUAUUAUUGUAAAGAACUUUGAAAGAGAUUAUCAAUUUACAAGGGAUUAUUUUAUUUCACACAAGAUUGAUGUGGCCAUCUGCGAUCAUUUUGGAGAAACAUGUGUUGAUGCAGCCACUAGUUUAAAUAUCCCUUAUAUUAUUACUUCUUCUAUGGAGCUAACAAAGGACUCAUUCUCUCUAGAUUCUGAUACUCCUUAUACACAUAACGAUGUAGUCAGUCUUAUACAACCCACAACAGAAUUUGAAUCAUUGACAAUACGGUUUAUUGAUGAGUUCAUUAAACCUCUUGAGUUUAUCAUAACUAUAGCCAUUGGAAUUGAUGCCAAAAUUCAAGAUCCUAGUAGUAAAUGGAAGCAUGCACUCAAAAUGGUCAACAAUAUCCAUGGAUUUAGUCCAGCUCGACCUAUGGGCCCUCUUGUAGAACUUGUGGGUCCUAUUUUACCUAAACGCUUCACUCCAUUGACAGAACAUCUCGAAAACUACUUGGAUGCACAUAAACGUAUAGCCUACAUUGCCUUUGGUCAAAUGGCUACACCUUGCGAAAACGAUAUUCGUCUGAUCUUGACUAGUGUGUUGGAAAGUAUCGAACUCGGUUAUUUUGAUCUUUUCCCUGAUACUAUCACAAUAUCUUCAGGUGCUGUCUACCACAUACAAGCCAUGCUGAAUCAAACUCAUCCUGAUGCACGCAUGGUAUCAUGGGCCCCUCAAACGGCUAUCUUAAUGCAUCCUUCUACGCAUGUCUUUUUCUCUCAUGGUGGUCUUGGUUCUUGGUAUGAAUCCAUGUAUGCUGGAAAACGCAUGAUUAUGUUUCCUUUCUUUGGUGAUCAAGCCAGUAAUAGCCAUAUGAUAGAGCAAAGUGGAUUAGGUGCCGUAUUAGAUUACGGAGCCACAACAGAGCAAGCUGUGGAUUUAAUUAAGGGCGUUGCUUUAGACAUAAAUGGGGAAAUAACAGGCAAUGUGAAGCGUACUCAAGCACUUGUUCAGAUUCGUUCUGAACGUAGCAUAAGUCGAGGAGCUGAUACAGUGGAAGAAGUAGCUUAUACUCACAAAAAUGGCAUGCUACCUCAUCGUAUGAGUGCUAAUCAUCGCAUAUCUUUUAUCAAGGCACAUAACUUGGAUAUUUAUAGUAUCCUAAUUCUUUGUAUCUCUUUGUUCAAAGCUAUCGGUUUAUUUCAAGACCUCAAGUAG